Molecule: messenger RNA, 2463 nt
Organism: Ixodes scapularis (black-legged tick)
Lineage: Eukaryota; Metazoa; Arthropoda; Arachnida; Ixodida; Ixodidae
Exons: 1
Coding region: 1762-2463 (233 amino acids)
Source: RefSeq, a predicted model, not a curated record
UUUUUAGAGCUAUAUUUACGGCGCAAAACGAAUUUGUAGUUGGCACCCGUGGGAGCCGCCGCUGGUCAUGUGGUACAUCUGUACGCCGUUGCGCGGCACCGCUGCCGCCUCAAAGUCACGCCGCUGCCGCACGCUGAGCAUGGCGCGCCGCCGUUUCAACGCGUUUCUCCACGCCGCCGCCGCGCAAGUUCGUCCGCUCCGGUCUACCAUGUCUGCUUGCGCUUUUUCAGGAGCUUCCUUUGGGCUCUGAAAGUUGCCUAUUAAUCUUCGUCUUUUUUUUUUUAUUUUUGCACUUGAAACAAAGAUGAAUAUGUAACAUUUAGAGACAAUAGGAAGCUUCCAAAAGAGCGCAAGUACAUGACAAAUAGCGGCCAGUCACGUGACAAAUAGCGACCACUUAAUAUAGCUCUGAAAAUUUUUAUUUUUUGUUGUAAAUUCGUUUUAUGACUCAAUUUUCCCAGACAGGCUGUUUAAAAAAAAUUGUAUUUUUCCUUUGCAUGUGUCCUUUAAGGCCCAUUCACACAACUGCAUUUGACUACAACCGACUGAGACAAGGCCGGUUUUUAGGCCUCCUGCGACUGCUUACGACCAGAUUCAAAGCACCGCAGUCAAAGCCUUCACACGAGGCUUAAAAGCAGGUUUUUAGCUUCUCCGGUCGUAAGCAGUCCCAAGUGUGCCAACCAGCUGUUACUUCACUACAAAACUCCACAGGGGCCGAGAGAAAAAAUGCAAAAGUUACAACUGCCUUUUUUUUUAAUAAGAUUGAAUUUCGGUUCCACAUGAACUUUUGCCACAUUUGUAUCUCCCUUAUAGAUAGUAAGUAAUAUUAAGAAACAAUGAUGGACAUUUUUACAAACAUAUUAGACCUCACCUCAAAGGAGCACACCUCAAGCUAGUUCAAGGGAGUUUGGAACAAGAGCUGACUCAUGAUGUAGAGUGCAUUCAGGUGCACAACACAGAGCGCUGCUGCAAUUUGUGAGGCUUAUUACGCAUAAGCGCUUCAGUGUGGCGAGUUUCACUACUAAUCUGAACAAAGGGCUUGGGACCAAUUUUGCACUCAGGUAUAUACAUACUUUGAUUGAAAAGGCAUAAAGUUUUGCACGAAUUAAAUGAUAACACACGGGGCAGGCUCAGCUUACGGUCAACCGCAAGGCAUUCCACAUGUGUGCAUUUGUUCUGGUGGAUAAACUCCUACACUGAGCAAAGCUCUUGGAGCAUUGUUUACACUUCUAAGGUUUUUAAAUACAGUUUUCGAUAAUGGCAGAUCAGACUGGUAUUAUGAGAUAAGGCUUGGGAGCACUACUUACACUGAACUGGCUUUUCGCCUGUGUGUUUUAGAUUAUGCUUUCUCAGAUAGGUAUUUCGAGCAAAGGCUUCGGGGCACUGCUCGCACUUAAAUGGCUUUUCACCAGUGUGCGUUCGAUUAUGGAGUCGCAGACAAUAAUUUUGAGCAAAGGUUUGGGAGCACUGCUUGCACUUAUAUGGCCUUUCACCAGUGUGCACUCGAUUAUGCUUUCUCAAAUCGGAAUUUCGAGCAAAGGCUUGGGGGCACUGCUUGCACUUAAAUGGCUUUUCACCAGUGUGCUUUCGAAUAUGCUGUCUAAGAUUGGAACUGUGACCAAAGGCUUGGGGACACUGCUUACACUUAAAUGGCUUUUCACCAGUGUGCAUUCGAUUAUGGCGUAGCAGAUAGUAAUUUUGAGCAAAGGCUUGGGGGCACUGCUUGCACUUAAAUGGCUUUUCACCAGUGUGCAUUCGAUUAUGCUUUCUCAGAUCGGAAUUUUGAAAAAAGGCUUGGGGGCACUGCUUGCACUUAAAUGGCUUUUCACCAGUGUGCUUUCGACUAUGCUGUCUAAGAUUGGAACCGUGAGCAAAGGCUUCGGGGCACAGCUUGCACUUAAAUGGCUUUUCCCCAGUGUGCAUUCGGGUAUGAUUUCUCAAAUGGGAAUCUUGAGCAAAGGCUUUGGGGCAAUGCUUGCACUUAAAUGGCAUUUCACCAGUGUGCUUAAGAUUAUGGCAUUGCAGAUGGUAAUUUCGAGAAAAGGAUUGGGGGCAAUGCUUGCACUUAAAUCGCUUUUCGCCAGUGUGCAUUCGAUUAUGGCAUCGCAGAGCAGACUUUUUAACAAAGGCCUUGGGGCAUUGCAAGCACUUGAAUGGCUUUUCCCCAGUGUGCAAACGAUUAUGGUAGGUCAGAAGGGAAUUAUAAGCAAACUCUUCAGGGCAGAGGUUGCACUUAAAUGGCUUUUCACUCUUGUGCUUUUGAGUGUUGUCGAGCACUUGGGACUUAGAGCCAGACAUUGGAUGCUGGCACCUGGAUUGUUCAUCACCAUGGGCAGCCAGGUGGCUCACAAUUACACACUGAUCUCUGGUGACAUAGGUGCAGGAACAGCAUUUGAACCAGAUGUCCUUGGUGACUUUCAGUGGGUAGCUGGUCUUCCCCAACAAUGUGGCUCCAUCACCUAA